Prorocentrum cordatum is the source of this 1974-nucleotide messenger RNA. Lineage: Eukaryota; Dinophyceae; Prorocentrales; Prorocentraceae. The record is from the annotation of a GenBank genome assembly.
AUGGCGCCCAAGAAACAACAGAAAAGGAGCUGCGACGAGGUGGUCCAGGGAAAUGCAGAGCUGAAGGAAACCAUGAAAAAGAUGAAGGCGGAAAUGAAAGACAAGGAUUCCGCCCUCGACUGGCGAACGUAUGGCCCCGACAACCUGAAGCUCGGCUUGGAGCGGCGCAGGAUGGGGACCGCGGGUGCAAAGCGCCUGCGGCACGUGCAGGUGCAGCCCGCGGCAAGCAUUCGCAAUCAUGACCAGCGAGUCGAUACGAUGCAACAGAUCGCCGCGGCCGAGAGCGCAUCCGCUCUCGCCAGGCACGCGAUGCACGCGGCAGAGCGCGCCGCGGGAACACAAGCGGCCCGCGCUACGGUCGCUGCGUGCACAGCUUCGGCAGCGGCAGCCGCGACGGCCGAGGUAGCCCCGCAGCCAAUCCCAGCGGACUACGUUCCGCCCUUCCAGAGGGGGCUGCAGUCCAGCUCCGACGGCGUCAACAGGAUCUUCUGGGAGACACUCGAGGUUCUCAAGGGAGAGUACCUAAUCAAGCUUGUGAAGAAUAAGAGCCCUGCGAAGUUCUUCGUGCACCUGGGGAACAGGUUCGGCCUCGGGCUCAGCCCGCGCCAAGCCCAUCGGGCUGGCGCGAAGAUAUGCGGCAUCGGAGACGGUAAGGCUGCAUUGACCAAUGCCUUCGCCAUCGAGAUGCAGGUGGAAGGCCCGAUGCGACAGGCAGCGGUGGACUUCAACUGCAGCGUCAUCCCGAGGAGCAACGGCACCCUUGCUCAGCCCACCGGGCAGGAGAUGCACCUCACGGUCGGGAACUUCAGCGGCACCAUCGACACGCAGAAACUGUUCAAAAGCAAGGUCUUCAAGUCCAUGAUCCAGGACGGGUGGGACUGGUGGAUCAUAUCCGCGACGGCGAACAGGGAAUGCCCUCUGCGCGCCGAUCUCGCGCAGAAGGCGCUCAAUGCAAACAACCGCGUGGCGCCCCUCAUCGGGGAGGCGGCGGCUGCGCAGAUGAUGGCGGGACAUCUGAAGGGCGGAGACCAGGCAGACGAUAACCUGGAGGAGAUGGCGCAGGAGUCCGUGCGAUCCAUGGGGCGCCCGUGCUCCCCCUACGUGGACGGCGUCACUAAGUUCGUUCGGAUCUACGCUGGAGGGACUGGCGACCCCCACAUCCAGUUUAUCGACAAGGUGGCCAAGAAGUUCCACGCCACUGGCUUCUGGAAGGCUGUGGCAGAUACCACUUUCUACGACAGCAGUGGAAAGCGCCCCCUCAUCAGGAACGCGAUGGUGUUGGCCAACCGCACAUCGAAUACCAUGGAGGUCGGAAUCGCCACGCUCUUGUCGAGGAGCGACGCGAUGAAGCUCGCGUCCAAGGCCAACGCGGAGACAGCAGCUGAGUGCAAAGGGGCAACGGGCGAAGACGCAAGAGCGAUGGAGUUGCCCGACAUCCAGUCGCAGUACCUCGAUGAGCUCAUCGCGGCCGCCGGGCAGGAGGUCACGUGCGACUCGUGGGGCUGCAUCGUGAUCAAGAAGGACGCCGCGGGGGACCCUAAGGGCCUUCACAAGCUACUUGGGUUCGCCGAUGGGGCCCAGCUGCAGCAGGCGUUGAGCUCCGUGCAUGCGCGGGCUACCGACUGGAUUAAGGCGGGGUUAUUCAUCGCCACCCACGAGGUAUACGAUGCCCAUGACGACCUGAAGUUUGUCAUACGCCCCGACGUGGUCAUGGCCAAGAGGGAAUUCAAGAAGGGCCCCCUCGCCCUCGCUCCGAUGGCGCCGCCGUGCAACAUCUCCACCAAGAAGCCCGCGGGGUCAUGGGGCCUCGGCAAGCACAACGCGGGCAAGCAAGAGCACUUCGAGAUUAAGCCCACCAGGCAGCCAGCCACGGCGGUCAUCGACGCCUCGUACGGCAUGAGCGCCUUCUGGUGGGUGAAGACACCAGCGGAUACAGUCAAGACCAUGGGCCACCACGGCGUGCCAACCCCGUGA